Molecule: messenger RNA, 402 nt
Organism: Aspergillus wentii DTO 134E9
Lineage: Eukaryota; Fungi; Ascomycota; Eurotiomycetes; Eurotiales; Aspergillaceae
Exons: 2
Coding region: 1-402 (133 amino acids)
Source: RefSeq, a predicted model, not a curated record
AUGUCACGAAUCACUCCUUUGGCUACUCGAUUGGCAUCUGUGAGCUCUGCCGUUCCAAGAGCAACAUUUCCUGCGUCGCCUUUCGCCGCAUCAAGAUGCAUCUCUUCCACAGCCGCCCGGAGGACGGGCCCCGUUGAUACGACCAAGGAUACACUGAAGAAGGCGGACAGAUUGGUCUCGGAUGCAGCUGUGAAGGGAAUCAAUAAGGGUGAACAAGCAACCGAGAAAAUCAAGAACGCUGUUGGCAUCGCCUCGGAGGAGACCAAGGCCAAAGGGGAGGAGGUCAAGGGUGAGACGGCCGAGGCCGCUGGUAAGAGUAAGGAGAUGGCAGAAGAAGCAAAGGGGAAGACUGAACAGGCCUUUGGCGAAGCUAAGGAUAAGGCUAAAAAGACCUUUGACUAG